AACCAUCACAUUUAGAUAAAUUCAAUCAAUUAGAAGAAAUCAAAGUUGAUAAAAGCCUGUUAACCGAGAGAGUGCUAUGGCGAAUGACUUGCAUCACCAAAUCAGAAUCUACUAACACUAGCCAAGAUACUCAGGAUUCCUAAAUUUCCAUAUCAUGUCAAAUGAGAGCAGCGACACAUUUGCAGCUAGAAAGCAACUUUGCACUGUGUUAAGGAAAGUUAAAUUCUUUGCAGAAGCACCAAUCAAAAUGCACAAGAUACGAGCCAUUUCGAACCCAAACUUUAAAUUAGCAGCCUCAUAAUCUUCACUUUCGAAUUCAAGAAGCCAACAAAUCUUUAACCUCAUCCUACUGCAAGUAGUGCUUCACAUUCGAGAAGUUACAAAAUUCAAUCUGCAAAUGUGGGACACGAGGCAAACCGAAAUCUUUAAGCUGUUAUUAUUCAGAACUGCAUGAAACUCAACAUUAGACUCUCAUAACCAGCUUACUGCCAGAAACAGUUAAUCUUACAGUCUCACUAACAAAUAAGAAACCUGGAUACUAAAACAAGAAACGACCCACUAUGCAUGAUCCUAAGUUAUUACACAGCAAACCAAGUUUGCCAUGACUCCUUCAAGCAUCUUGCUUUUUCUUCAGGUCUUCGAACUUGUCUAUAGCCACCUGAAGUUCAUCCGUCCCUCCAACAGCUCUCAUGGUGUAGAAAUACACCCCAAACACAAACGCUGACAACCCGCCAGCAACUACCAGAUUCUUGGUCUUGGGAGCAAGGCUUCCGAAUGCUAAGAGUCCGGCCAUCUUUGCAACGGGAUGUCACUGUCGAUAUAUAUUUCGUGUUAUACGCGAUCGAAAAUUCGUAAACCAGCCAACAAAACCAACCAAGUAAUGCCCACUGCUGAUGCUCAUGUCAACUAAAGGCGCAAAAUUUGCAAAAAAAACAUCCAACCCCAACAACCAUUUACAGAAGGUACUUUCAAGUUUCAACCCGUUCAAGCAGUUAGAAGAAUAAGCCGUCGAGGCAAUUCAACCGGUGAAGAACUCAGCCAACAGUGUUUAGAUUCAGUAUUCUAUUCAUUACAGAGGCAAAAAGGCGAGUAGAGAUCAAGGGAGAGAAGAAGCACCUUUUCCAACAGGAAAAUCGCACGAAAUGGCCGAUGAACAAGAGGCAGCGAGGAAUGGAGAAGCACGGCCGACGGCGAGCGAGAACAACUGAAGCGUACUGAGAGGAAUUGAAUGGGUACUGGGAAACAAAUUUUACCCGCCCCGUCCAAAGAGAGAAUUUAUACCCGCCCCGUACCCGCCAAUUAAUACGACACCGUUUAAUUGCUAGGCGCUGGCCCUAAUUCUGUGAUUGUCCGGCCCGGAAUGGAUCAAUUCCGACAGAAAGAAAAAAAGAAAUCGAGGCAGAAGGAAGGAUUGGAGAGGAAGAAGAUUGGGGAAGAGGAUGAGAAAGAGAAGAACGAGAGAGUAGGAAGUUUAUGGUGAAGACGUAUACAAGCAAGUUGUCUAGCCUCAUCGUCAAGUUGUAUACUUUGAAGUUAACGGCUUAGUUCUUUCCCCAGGAGAACAUGGUAGGAUUUACGCCAAUGGGGAAAAGAGUCGGUCUUUACAAAGUAAUUACAGUUCGAUUCUACUCCAGAAUCGCUCCUCCACCACCUGCAUACGCCCAACCAGUCAUUAGAGUCACCAACAAUGUAGCUCAUCUGGGUUCCGCAAAAGAGGGUCCGAAAGCCCGGCAACUUCUUUCAUUGCCCCCUUUCCCCGGUCUGCCUCUUCCUGGAAAGGACGUGCUCGGCGAUCCUGGGCGUCUCACUGCCAUCAGCUGGGUCAAGUAUUACUUCAAUGACAUGUCUGUUGAAAAUAUCGAAUCCCAUUUCAAGAAGGGACUAGUUUAUGUGGAAUGCCAAAGUUCCAGUGACUCUUUUGAAAUUAAAGGAUUGGGGAAGUUGGUGAGAAAGAUUAAGCCUCAUGAUGCAAUGGAAGCGGGAGCUAGAAUUCAUGUUCCGGUAUCGAUUGCUGAGUCUAGGAUCUCGAAGAGAUUUGACACUAUACCAAGUGGUACUCUAUAUCCAAAUGCAGAUGAGAUCGACUACUUGCAACGGCUUGUGAAGUACAAGGAUGCAUCUCUGAUUGUUCUAAAUAAGCCUCCGAAGUUGCCAGUCCAGGGUAAUAUGCCUGUUCAUAACAGUAUGGAUGCAUUGGCUGCUGCUGCUUUGUCUUACGAUUAUGAUGAGGGACCCAAGUUGGUUCACCGGCUAGAUAGGGAAAGCAGUGGGCUCAUCUUACUGGGACGGACAGAAGAAAGUGUAUCUCAUCUUCAGUGGCUAUUCAGCAACCUUAACAAAGCAAAAUCCAGAUGUAAGGCCUGGAAUGAUGCCUGUGAAGCUACAUACCAACGAUACUGGGCCUUAGUUAUAGGCUCCCCGAAGGAAAAGGAAGGCUUGAUUCGUGCUCCUCUUUCAAAGGUCCUUCUUGAUGAUGGGAAGACAGAGCGAAUCAUCUUGGCUGGGGGGUCUGCUUUUGAACCUUCGCAAGAGGCUCUAACAGAAUAUCGAGUCCUAGGUCCUAUGAUCAACGGAUGUUCGUGGCUCGAACUUCGCCCAUUAACCAGCUGGAAGCAUCAGCUUCGCGUCCACUGUGCUGAAGCGCUGGGUACUCCAAUCGUGGGGGACUACAAAUACGGCUGGUUUGUGCACAAGAGAUGGAGGCAAAUGCCUCGAGUUGACAUCGAGCCGACUUCAGGGAAGCCAUACAAGUUGCGCAGGCCAGACGGUAUAGAUGUUCAGAAAGGAAGCGUGAUGUCGAAGGUUCCAUUGCUGCAUCUGCAUUGCCGGGAGCUCGUCCUUCCCAACAUCGCCAAGUUUAUGAAUAUCUUAGAUCGGAGAUCAGAAAAUCGCCACCAGCCUACGACGAGCGAGCCUUCUGAUCUUCUGCGGUUUGUAGGCGCAAUGCCAAACCACAUGAAAAUUAGCUGGAACCUCAUGUCGUCAUAUUUGGUGUGAGAGAAAAUUCACCAUAGUAUUUUGAUAUCCUUGCUAGUUAAUCACUUCCCCAAUCUCCUUCUGCGAACAAUCCAACUCGAAUCGAUUGUUGAAUCACUCUUCCCCGACAUAGCCAUAUUUCGCUGACCAAGCUAAGAUUGUUUGUUUGGCAGAGAAAAUUAUCAUUGGAAGAUUCAUUAGUAACGAAAAUUUGAGGUUUAGUUGCAAUAAAUAUAUAUUUAGAUGAAGUGGCGUAUUCAGUGCACCCACUUAUUUGAGUACACUCAGCGCACCCACCUCAUAAUCAUCAUUCUGAGCAUGCGAUUCAUGUAAAAAUGGUAUCAAUUGUUGCUUAUGAUAUUAUGAACAAUAAGCCCAUGAAUUAAAAAAAAAAAUCAUUUAAGAUUUACUUUAAUUUGAAGGAUUUAGUAUUUAGGGGUUUAGGGUUAAGGUUUAGGUUUACAGUUUGAGAUUUUGCAUUAGGAUUCAAAAUUGAAGGUUAAGGGGUUAGGGUAAUAGAUUGAUUUGUUAUGA
This is a messenger RNA of Linum trigynum, 3510 nucleotides long. The record is from the annotation of a GenBank genome assembly. NCBI's taxonomy places the organism in Eukaryota, Viridiplantae, Streptophyta, Magnoliopsida, Malpighiales, Linaceae.